Molecule: messenger RNA, 930 nt
Organism: Saccharomyces cerevisiae S288C
Lineage: Eukaryota; Fungi; Ascomycota; Saccharomycetes; Saccharomycetales; Saccharomycetaceae
Gene: RAS1
Product: Ras family GTPase RAS1
Exons: 1
Coding region: 1-930 (309 amino acids)
Biological process (GO): protein localization to bud neck; signal transduction
Cellular component (GO): plasma membrane; membrane
Molecular function (GO): GTPase activity; G protein activity; GTP binding
Source: RefSeq, marked reviewed
AUGCAGGGAAAUAAAUCAACUAUAAGAGAGUAUAAGAUAGUAGUUGUCGGUGGAGGUGGCGUUGGUAAAUCUGCUUUAACAAUUCAAUUCAUUCAAUCAUACUUUGUGGACGAAUAUGACCCUACUAUCGAAGAUUCUUACAGAAAACAAGUUGUCAUCGAUGACAAAGUAUCCAUUUUGGACAUUCUAGAUACUGCUGGACAAGAAGAGUAUUCUGCGAUGAGAGAACAGUACAUGAGGACUGGGGAAGGUUUCCUACUGGUCUAUUCCGUCACCUCUAGAAAUUCCUUUGAUGAGUUACUGUCUUAUUAUCAGCAAAUUCAAAGAGUAAAAGAUUCUGACUACAUUCCUGUAGUCGUGGUAGGUAACAAAUUGGACCUUGAAAAUGAAAGACAAGUCUCUUAUGAAGACGGGUUACGCCUGGCCAAGCAGUUGAAUGCACCCUUUCUAGAAACGUCUGCGAAACAAGCCAUCAACGUAGACGAGGCCUUUUAUAGCCUUAUUCGUUUGGUAAGGGACGACGGUGGGAAAUACAAUAGCAUGAAUCGUCAACUGGAUAAUACGAAUGAAAUAAGAGAUUCGGAGCUAACCUCAUCUGCAACAGCGGAUAGAGAAAAAAAGAACAACGGGUCUUAUGUACUCGAUAAUUCUUUGACCAAUGCUGGCACUGGCUCCAGUUCAAAGUCAGCCGUUAACCAUAACGGUGAAACUACUAAACGAACUGAUGAAAAGAAUUACGUUAAUCAAAACAAUAACAAUGAAGGAAAUACCAAGUACUCCAGUAACGGCAACGGAAAUCGAAGUGAUAUUAGUCGUGGUAAUCAAAAUAAUGCCUUAAAUUCGAGAAGUAAACAGUCUGCUGAGCCACAAAAAAAUUCAAGCGCCAACGCUAGAAAAGAAUCUAGUGGUGGUUGUUGUAUAAUUUGUUGA